AUGGAUGGCGAACGAGAUGAGAAGAUGCAAGUGAAAGAAAGGACAAGAGAAGACGAAAAAGGGACGAAGACGACAGACGAAAAAGCUGAAGGCUUUGGCGCUUUGAUGAUUCUCAUUGUUUGUCAUCACAUCGAGACUAUCCGGCUGUCGCACCGUAUUCCUACGUUCUUGGGCUCUUGCAGCGCCAAGUGCCGUAUUUGAUA
Cylicostephanus goldi is the source of this 203-nucleotide messenger RNA. The record is from the annotation of a GenBank genome assembly. NCBI's taxonomy places the organism in Eukaryota, Metazoa, Nematoda, Chromadorea, Rhabditida, Strongylidae.